CUGGAGGAGCUGCACAGCAGCCGGGGCAAGUUCUGUGACGACCUGAGGAACAACCAGAGCGAGAUCGCGGAGCUGAACAGGAUGAUCCAGAAGCUGCAGUGCGAGUCAGACAACGUGAAGAAACAGAUCUCGGCCCUGCAAACAGCCAUCUGCGAUGCGGAGCAGCGCGGCGACUGCGCCCUCAAGGACGCGCGGCAGAAGCUGGUGGACCUGCAGACGGCCCUGCAGCAGGCCAAGGACAAGAUGGCCUGUCUGCUCAGGGACUACCAGGAGCUGCUCAACGUCAAGCUGGCCCUGGACAUCGAGAUCGCCACGUACAGGACGCUGCUGGAGGGAGAGGAGAGCAGGAUAUGCACAGGCAACCCCGUGAGCGUAGCCGUGGUGAGCGGCGGUGGCACGGUCGGGGAGUGCCGCUCGCUGUCGGGACUCGCCGGGAAAUGCUCCGUCAAGGCCGGCGGGGCGGGCGCGGGGCUGGGGCUGGGGCUGGGGCUGGGCCCGUCCUUCGCGGUGGGCACGGCGGGGUUCAGCGCCCGCAGCGUGGACUGCCUGCCCAAGGCGGGCGGCGGCUUCGGGGCCCGCAGCGCCGCGGGCUGCGUGGGCAGGGAGGUGAUGCCCGGCGUGGAGAGCGUCCAGUGCGCGCCCGCCGUGGGCAACCUGGGCAACCUGGGCAACCUGGGCAACCUGGGCGGCGUGGUGUGCGCCGGGGUGGAGCAGUGCGGGCCCGGCGCCGUCCUGCUGCCCGGCGCGGGGGUGUGCGGGGCGGGCAGCAGGUUCGGCACGGCCGUGCGCGUCGUCAGAACGACCCGGUAG
Messenger RNA from Neopelma chrysocephalum (saffron-crested tyrant-manakin), 810 nucleotides. Its product is annotated as keratin, type II cytoskeletal 59 kDa, component IV-like. Lineage: Eukaryota; Metazoa; Chordata; Aves; Passeriformes; Pipridae. The transcript has 4 exons. The record is from RefSeq and is a predicted model, not a curated record. The annotation marks the transcript as partial. Gene Ontology annotation, molecular function: structural constituent of skin epidermis. Gene Ontology annotation, biological process: keratinization; intermediate filament organization. Gene Ontology annotation, cellular component: keratin filament.